ACCUGGAGGACUGAGAAUCUCCAUAGACAAUAACGUGGGUUUUUUUUUUUUUUUUUGACUUGGUCUUCCUCCAUUCCAGGUCUCCAUCUUGCAGAGGGUUGCUUCUCCAGGAGACCACCUUUUCCUCUUAAACCACAUCCUCCGGUGUCCGGCUGGGGUCAGCAAGUGGGCUGCCCCAUUUGUUCAGAUCCAGAUACUGGGUAACCCAUCUGGUGUCUUCCACUUCAUGCAGGCCCUCGCUUUGCUCAUGUCUCCUGCCAAAAAUCGAGCGGAAUUUAUGUGCCACAUGAAGCCAAGCGAACGAAGACCUUCGUCACCAGGGGCCGAAUCUGGAAACUGGACUUUAGUAGAUGAAGGCGGAGAAGAGGAUGAAGAUCCUGAAACGAGCUGGGUUCUCCUUCUGGAAGAUGACCUGGUCGCUCUUUUAUCUCAGUUCCCUUUCCAUGAACUCUUCCAGCACAUGCUGGGCUUUGAUGCUGAAGGCAGCUACGUCUCCGAGAAAACAACUUCCCAAGACAUGAUGAAGGUACUUACCUUCGCCAAUUCUGUCGUGAAUCUUCUUGCUGUGGGGCUGGAAACCUUCAACCGAGCCCGUUACAGGCAGUUUGUGAAACGGAUCGGCCAUCUCAUCAGGUGA
Molecule: messenger RNA, 637 nt
Organism: Pseudonaja textilis
Lineage: Eukaryota; Metazoa; Chordata; Lepidosauria; Squamata; Elapidae
Source: RefSeq, a predicted model, not a curated record